GUACUUCGUUAUUUUUAUUGACAAAUAAUGCAGCAGGAUUUUCCUAAAAACGUCCACGAGUGCGAGUUGACCUCGAAGUCAGAUCUCGCGCUUCCCAGCUUCUUACCACCUUUCGUUAGAUCUUUCAGCUGGUUUUUCAAAUGGAGAUUGUGGUGUUUGAUGAGUCAUCGACAUCCAAUCGCGAGCGAGUGGGCUGACAGUUUGGCAGCUGUCAGGAGAGAAAGGCGGAGGCAGUGUCAAUUGUCAGACUGGUGGAUCAUCCAUCCGUUUAGUCCUGUCAGAUUCGUGUGGGAAAUCUUGAUGACUCUUGUUUACGCCGUUGCUUUUAUUACCGUUCCUUUUAUGAUCAGUUUUAUUGUCCUGGAUUAUGAAGUGAUUCGUAUCGAUACCGUAAAUCCUGUGAUUUACGUAUUUUUCUGGUUGGAUAUAAUUUUCAACUGUUUCACCGGGGUUCCAUCCAAUGGACAGAAGAUCAUAAAUCUUCGACAAUCAAAAAAAAUAUCUCAAAGGAUUUCUUCUUAUCGAUAUUCUGACGUCUCUUCCCUACGAUCGUAUCACUUACAAAUGGAGAAAAACUCCUGGCAGGAACUCCUCCAUAGUGGUGGCUCUCAUAAAUCUCAUACCGUUUCUAAAAAUAUUUCGUUACGUUACUUUCAACUCUUACGUCUUUCAGCUUUUCGUGGUUUUUCACAGCACUUACAGAUAAAAGAAUCGACUCACCAGAUGGUCAGCAUCUUCGUCCUUUCGCUGUACGUCAUUCACUGGUUUGCUUGCCUCUGUUACGUCACACCAGUUCUCAUCAUGUACGUCCUACGAAUCACUGCUGAAGAAUGUGAGGAUUGUUGGGUGUCCAAUGUACCAAAGGAAGAAAUCCCUGCAAGAUAUCGUCAUGCCCUCUUUAUCGUGAUACAAAAUUUUGUUGCCAGUGGUUUCGGUGGUAUAGAGCCCAGGACUCAAGGUCACACGAUCAUUUGCACGAUUCUUAUGGUUCUAGGACGUAUUUUCGAGGCUUACGUCAUUGGUAUGUUUCUGCAAAUUCGAGCCGUCAGCAAAGCAGCUGAAUCCAAAUACCAAGAAAUCAUGAAUCAGUUGACCGCUUACACGAGGCAGAAACAACUGCCUCCGUACAUGAAGAGACGACUGUUUUCUUAUUAUCAGCAUCGAUACAGAAACAGUUACUUCCGGGAGAAAAAUAUAUUGAGUGGUCUCUCUGAACAACUGAGACAAGAAAUUUUGUUACAUUCCGGAAGGCGAUUGGUCGAGAACGUCGCAGUUUUCAGGAGUCUUCCAAAAGACGUGCUCGUGUCAAUAGUUGCGCACUUGAAGUUCGAAUUGUAUCUGCCGAAUGACGUCAUAGUAAAAGCCGGGACGCAGGGUGACUGCAUGUUUUUUUUGGCUAAUGGGACUGUCGCUGUUCUCACGCCUACUGGCAAGGAGGUUUGCCAUUUGGACGACGGUGCUCAUUUCGGCGAGGUAGCGCUUUUGGUACAAGACCAGCGAAGAGUAGCGAGUGUUCUAGCGAUCGAAGUCUGCGAAGUGUACCGUCUCGAUCGUAAAGAUUUUCGCAAAUGUAUUGCAGUGCAAAGUGAUUUGUACGAUAAAAUCGAGCGUAUAGCAACAGAAAGAAUGCAACGAACGGCGAUGAUCGAGGAGCAGCACAAACGUUUUUUGAUGAACGCUAAUCGCGCCGCGAGACUCAGUACGAGAAAACAUUACAAUUGAUGAUGUGAUGUAACUGAUGGAACCGUAACUAAUUUACGUUUUAUUAAUAACGAUCUAAUUAAUUUGUCAUAUAGCGUUGAUAAUAAAUAAAACACACUUUAUUAGUAGCGCCUAAUCGAAUGUGACGACGGAGAAUGGGUGGAUUAAUAAAAAUCUUCAAAUCUCAUCGAGAUUUCGU
Venturia canescens is the source of this 1900-nucleotide messenger RNA. RefSeq names its product potassium/sodium hyperpolarization-activated cyclic nucleotide-gated channel 4-like. NCBI's taxonomy places the organism in Eukaryota, Metazoa, Arthropoda, Insecta, Hymenoptera, Ichneumonidae. The coding region runs from base 28 to 1722 and encodes 564 amino acids. The record is from RefSeq and is a predicted model, not a curated record. The transcript is spliced from 8 exons. Gene Ontology annotation, cellular component: HCN channel complex. Gene Ontology annotation, biological process: potassium ion transmembrane transport; sodium ion transmembrane transport; regulation of membrane depolarization. Gene Ontology annotation, molecular function: voltage-gated potassium channel activity.